CUCCAGUAGCUAUUUUUUUUUUUAGCUAGUCUUGUCCAUAUCAGGCCACUCUCCCACUCGCCAUUUAACCGUCCUGAGUCUUUGUGUCUGGUUAGAAGACACCUCUUUUUAUCCAACUCCUCUACGGAGAUAUAUCCCCAUUUUUCACCUCCCCCAGGAAUACCCGAGACUGUUCACCGCAAUUUUCACCUUCGAUCCACAUAUUUCUGUCAUGAGUCUAUCUACAGCUAAACUCACAACGAGAACCCAAUUACUCGAAUGGUCAAUCGCAUCUGGUGGUAAGUCACGGGUUCUACAGCGCCUCCAAAGCAGCAUCUUCCCACCCCUCUCACCCACCAAGCAUUAUUCCAUCCUGUACCGCCACCGCUUGCUCGACUGGAAAAGAUACAGCGAGUCUAUGGUAAACACCCUAACCUCUCGGACUGAAAGACAAUUCUACUCGCACCAGGUGGCCCACGAAAUCUCUGUACAUAAUCUGCAUUCUCAAGCUGCCAACGACGACUUCGUCAUAGAUCGCAACAGCGACAACCGCAUUACGUCCAUCGCCCCGGCUAAACGCUCGGUCGCCUUCCACCACACGGCGUUCCUUGACGCCUUGGCCCAUGAAAUCGAUAACGACUAUCCCCACCUUGAAUCACUCGAUAAACUUGCAUAUACCAUACUCAGCCAGGCAAAGGGCCUGUUGGGGAAGCUUGACGGCCAUGCAGUCACCCUUGAGACCCUACAUCAGCACGUGGAUCCCCAGGAAGCCACGCUCCUUCGCAUCUUCCGCGCUGUCAUUGUCUCCUCCAGCGCCAUGAAAGGCUCUAUUGACCUAGACUCUGAUGUCCCCCAGUUUUUGAUGGGUUUGUGGGAAUCCAGAGCAGACUACUCUCCCCUGUACCAAUCGUUGGUCGAAUCCUGGAAGUACAAAGUGCUUGACACGUUGUUCCACUACAAGGAGCUUAGCACCAUUCAUUCAUUGCUCUUUGAGGAUCCGUCGGUGAAUCCCACGUCGGAGAUUUACAAGGCCCGGUACUACUGGACGCUCGGCGAGUACGACGUGAUCGACGGCCACGUUUCCCAGCUUAUCCUGGACCCUGCCACCCACCGUGAGGCCCUCCAUGUCAUCCGCCACGUCUGUAACCACUACGCGUCCAAGCUCCACACCCCUGUGACCUCAUUCAGAUUCUUUAUUGACAACACCAAACGCCUAUACGGAGACGUGGAGUUUCGUGCCGAAACCGCCCGGCCGUUCAUGUUAUGGACCUUGUAUAAAAUGCUCGACUCCGUCAGCUUUGAUCCCAAGUUUCUUGUCCGCUUGCAACCCCAUUAUGACAACGAAACUUACUGGCAAUUCCUCUCUACGUGCAUGCUUGUGGGCAAGACCUUCAACAAGCCAGAACUAGUGGAAGCCGUGUGGGACAUGAAACCCUUUGCCGCGUUAACCAGUACAGACUUAUCCUGCCACUUACACGGCUUGGUGGCCCUAGCGGAGUUUGCUGAGGCGAUCGAUACCUACAAUGCCUACUCCCAUUUGCACGAGCCAGAUCAGAUUGCCGUGAUGUUGCGGAUCUACGCCAAAAACCACGACUGGGACCGGAUGCAGCUGUUGUUUGAGCAGGUUAUUGCCAAGGGACCAGGGUUUGUGCAGCCGAUCCACUACUCUAUCGUCAUGAAGGGUCUCGCCUCGGCUGGGUACGACAGUGUGGUCAGCCAGUUGUACACUACGUACAUCAGAGACGGAUUCGCCCCCAAUGCCGAGAUUGUCAUUUCGAUGAUGAUGUCCAAGCUCCAGUCCCGCAAGUUCUACGAGGUGUUUGAGCAAUUUUCACAGACGGAAAAGUUUGGCAUCCAGCCAACCACCUAUAUGUACACACUCAUCUUCCGGACCUUCAAGCACCAGAAUGAUCUCGAAUCGGCGUUGAUGCUCUGGGAAAACAUGGUGGCCAACUCCAAGCACCUUCUUUCGGUGGAGCACGCGGGCCUUCUCAUCGACAUGUGCAGCUCUGCGGCCAAGUGGGAGCAGGCCACCGGAGUGUUUAACCAAUUAAAGGAGAUUGGCGACUGCGACGGGUUGUUGUACAAGCGAAUGAUGCAGUUGUACACGAAGUGCCACAAGCACCAGUUGUGUCUCAAGUUGUUUGACGAGAUUGUUAUCCAAAACCAAUCAGGCGGUAAACGCAUCCCGUUGGCGAUGGAUUUGUACACGGAAAAGCUCCGGUGCUUGGUACAGCUGAAGGAUCGUCUCCAGGCGUCUGCCUUGUUUGAAGAGAUGAAACACUUCACGCACCCGGUAACGCUAGAGUUUUUUGAGGUGGCUAUCCACUACAUGUUCCUUAUUGGCAACAUCGAAGGGGCAGUGCGAAUCGUUUCACAUGACAUGAUGAAGCAUAAAAACUUGACACCAACCAUCAGCCAUUACAACGCCUUGCUCAAGGGACUCUCCAAGGACAGGCCACUUUCUUGCAUAAAGCUUUUCGACGAGCUUAGCUACAAGCAGAACAUCUACGCAGAUUACCAGAGCCACCUCUACCUCAUUGAUGCGUUUGAGAGCUUGGCCCAGACUUCACUGAAAGCCCAAUGCACCGCGUUGGUAGCCAGGGCCCAGCAGCACUUGGAGCAGAUCAACGACCAGGUUAUCGAUAAAUUGACCAAGAUCUCCAACCAGCAGGGCGAUUACUACGAGGCCCAGUUUGAGCUGAAAGUCCAUAAUCGCAGAACACCAUCCCCGGACCAGCUACUCGUGUUGUUGCACAAAACCGUAAGGUUCUUACAGGGCGUAGCCCAUCCAUGGCAGGUUCAGGGCUGGCUCAACCACUUUGUGGAGACUAAGUUGGUCUACAUCGAUGCCACCGCCAGUUUCUAUGGCAGCUUAAUCUCCAAACAGAUCCGCAUAGAGAUCAACGCCAAGAUGGGCCGAUGGUGGAACGUGGACACGUUCUACGAGGAGUAUCUCCAGCUAGUCAUGGAGCAGUCGCACGUCAAGCCUGAGACCCCCGUUGUGGGUAAGCUCUAUCGCUCUUUGCUCAAUCCGGUUGUAAAGUAUAGGUUCGCUUCCUUGGACAAGAAGAAGCACACUGCUGGGGAAAACGUACCAGGCGCGGUGGACGAGUUGAAACGCGUGACCCGUUUGGGUUUCACUUUGAGCAACAGUGUCUGGAACUGGCUCAUUCCGUUGAUCAUGAAGGACCCCCAGAACUGCUUGAAGGGCUUGGAGUUGACCGAAAAUAUCUUCCAGAAUCGCGGUAAUUCCACCAGUGUCUCUGUCAAACUGUUGUCCCUCUAUAAAGACACCUGGUAUGAGAUCGAGGAGUAUCUCAAGAACUUUGUGCAGUUGUACGUUGAACACCAGGUCAAGCACGAAAUGAGCGUCAUCAAACACAGCGCCGUUGGUUCGUCCUCCGUAUCUGUGUUAGGGGAGAUUCAGAAGUUGCAGUUUGCAAUCAAGUACCGGGAGUUGAUGAGCCGGAUCCUUGGGAGGUACCCUAAGGCAACCACCCGGUUCGUCGUGGCGAACGAGUACGAUGCUGCUACCAACGGGUUUGGGACGCCCAGUGCUGGCCACAAGCCUUUGGAUUUUGACGUUGCUGGCUUCCAGCGGGAUGUGGAGCGGUUGUUGGGUGAGUUAAAAAGGCAUAUAGAACUGUAAAUAGCAUCAAGACGGGUUUCUUUUAGUUUCGGGAGCCUACCUGGAAGCAUUUUAUCCAUCUAUCAAGCAUUCCUAGGUUAAGUUUAAGCAUAUACUACCGGGUUGGAAUUCGGUGGUUGAGGUCUGACAACUAAACAGAGAUCGAGUUCUGUCUUACAACCCACUACGAUCCUUGACUAGUUGUUUUUUUGCUCAGCCCUGAUUCUUAUAUCAAUAGAUUGGGUUUUCAUAUACAAAGUUGGCACUGGAAGUGAUAUCCACCUUUCAGCUUACUUUCUUGGCUUUUCGGGUUUGGAGAAAGAAAAGCCUUGUCCGCCCUCAAGCGUACCAAAAACCAAUGGCCCAAUCCACGGCU
This is a messenger RNA of Babjeviella inositovora NRRL Y-12698, 3986 nucleotides long. RefSeq lists its product as uncharacterized. The coding region runs from base 212 to 3631 and encodes 1139 amino acids. The record is from RefSeq and is a predicted model, not a curated record. The transcript has a single exon. Gene Ontology annotation, molecular function: protein binding. NCBI's taxonomy places the organism in Eukaryota, Fungi, Ascomycota, Pichiomycetes, Serinales.